AUGGAGGAGUUCCUCAAGAACUGGAGGCAAGAUGCGCUGAACAAACAUCAGUACGAUGCGGCGAUCUUCAUCGGUGAUAAACUCUUGGCAUUGACUGGUGAUCCGAAAGAUGCGUUCUGGCUUGCGCAAGUGCACUUCAGCACCGGCCACUACAACCGCGCACAAACGUUCCUGACGCGUAACGAUCUAAUCUCGCGCUCCACGUCGUGUCGCUACCUCGCCGCGCUGUGUUUGAUCAAGCAAUCGAAGUACGACGAGGCGUUGACAAUCCUCGGCGAGAAGAACCCGUCGCACCUCACCAUCGGCAGCACACCCCAGGCGGCUAAGCGUCGCAGUGGGAAAGGAAACAGUAAAGACCGCGAUGAGUACGGAAAUAAUAUUAAGUUCGAGGCGGCGAUGUGUUACCUCCGUGGCCUGGUCUAUGCGAAGCAGAAUGCUUUCGACAAGGCUAAGGAUUGCUACAAGCAGGCGGUGUUGAUCGAUGUUAGAUGCUUUGAGGCAUUUGACCAGCUGAUGAAGAAUGCUUUGAUGAGUCCCGACGAGGAGUGGAAGUUCCUUGAGAGCCUCGACUUUCAGUGUUUGAGCAGCGAUGGAGACGAGGGACAGGAGGCCCAUUUUGUUCGCAUGCUUUACACUACCCGCUUGAGCAAGUAUAAGAACCCGGCGGCUUUCAAUGCGGCGACUGAAACGUUGGGCACGAGCUACAACCUAGCGCAGAAUGCGGACUUGGUAAUCUCUAAGGCGGAACUGCUUUUCACCCAAUGCCGGUUCAAGGAGUGCUUGGGGCUCUGUGAGGGCGUGAUUGCGGAUGACAACUACAACUUCUCGGUCUACCCGCUGUACUUGGCAUGCCUACACGAGCUCAACAUGAAGAAUAAGUUGUUUCUUGUUGCUCACGACAUGUCCGACAACUACCCCGAGGAACCCGUGACGUGGCUGGCUGUUGGGAUCUACUACCUCACCACCGGUAAGAUCGCGGAGGCUCGACGGUUCUUCUCCAAAGCGUCAAUGAUGGAUCCCCACUUUGGACCCGCCUGGAUAGGGUUUGCCCACACGUUUGCUGCCGAGGGUGAGCAUGACCAGGCCAUAUCCGCUUACUCCACCGCCGCUCGGUUGUUCCAGGGCACUCACCUUCCCCAGUUGUUCUUGGGAAUGCAACAUCUCCAGCUGAAUAACAUUACGCUCGCCGACGAGUACCUCAACACCGCCUUUUCGCUCUGCAAGUCGGACCCACUUUUGCUGAACGAGCUGGGAGUUGUCUUCUACCACAAGGACGCACUUAAGGAGGCAGUCCAGCUGUUCAACAAGGCCCUAACGAUUGCCGACGAGAUUGAGUCGAAUCCGAAAGCUUGGGUGGCGACCAGAGCAAACCUGGGACACGCGUACAGACGUCUCGAGAUGUUCGAUGAGGCGCUGGGCUGUUUCUCUGAGGUUACGAGGAGCUCGGAUAGCAAAGAUGCGAAUGUUUACAGUGCCAUCGGCUUGUGCCAUCUGCAGGCUGGUAGACCGUGGGAGGCAACUGUAGCACUUCAUGAGGCACUCGCCAUGAGCCCGCAGGAUCCAGUGGCAACAGAGCUUCUCGAGAAGGCUCUUCGAGAGAAUGCAGACAAGGACAACAUUUUCAUCUCGACCAUGCUCAACUCCGAUGGCGAGAUCGUAACGCAAGACGACGUAGAGGUUGAUGCCAUGAUCUACCAACGGCAGUCGUCGAGACGUUCGGGAACACGAGGAGCCGUAACCCAGGCCUCUGCCUCUUCUUCCCGUGCUCAACCACCUGUCUCUAGAAAGAGACUGGGAGACGUCACACGAGACUUCGGGGGCAUGGAGGUUAGUGACGAGGACGGUUUGUAA
Molecule: messenger RNA, 1851 nt
Organism: Tricharina praecox
Lineage: Eukaryota; Fungi; Ascomycota; Pezizomycetes; Pezizales; Pyronemataceae
Exons: 3
Coding region: 1-1851 (616 amino acids)
Biological process (GO): cell division
Molecular function (GO): protein binding
Source: RefSeq, a predicted model, not a curated record